This is a messenger RNA of Jaculus jaculus (lesser Egyptian jerboa), 2526 nucleotides long. RefSeq names its product cadherin related family member 3 (gene Cdhr3). The coding region runs from base 1 to 2526 and encodes 841 amino acids. Gene Ontology annotation, molecular function: calcium ion binding. Lineage: Eukaryota; Metazoa; Chordata; Mammalia; Rodentia; Dipodidae. Gene Ontology annotation, biological process: homophilic cell-cell adhesion. The transcript is spliced from 19 exons. The record is from RefSeq and is a predicted model, not a curated record. Gene Ontology annotation, cellular component: membrane.
AUGUCCAAGCUGGACCAUCUUGGCGUGGCACCCAUGAGGACAGCUUCGGGGUGGCGAGGUGGGGAAGCACUGCGCUUGGUCCAGUUACCUGCCACCAGCAACGUGCCAGAGAAUUCUCCACCUGCGACGGUCGUGCACGAGUUUUCUGUGAAUUUGUCCGCGUCCUUGUCACCUGUGGUCCCAGGCUUUCCGGUGAUCAUCAACUCGAGUCCCUUCACCGAAGCCUUUGCGGUGAAUGCGCUGUCAGGGACCGACUUUGAGGUUGUCACCACUGGGAAGGAACAACUAGAUUUUGAAACGGGACCAAAAUCAUUUGAUUUGCAGAUUUAUGUUAAGGACGACGUUGGUGUCACAGACCUGCAGGUCCUGACUGUUCAGGUGACAGAUGUGAACGAGCCUCCCCGGUUUCAAGGCAACUUGGCGCAAGGUUUCAACCUCUACGUAGUGGAAAGAGAAAAGCCGGGGUUCAUUUACCAGGUGGAGGCCUUUGACCCGGAAGACACAACCCAGAACGCGCCCCUCAGUUACUUCCUGCUUUCUCCCUCGAAGAACUUUAGGAUGUCAGCUAACGGCACCCUGUUCUCCACAACCGAACUGGACUUUGAAGCAGGACACAAAAGUUUCCAUCUUGUCGUGGGAGUGAGGGACAGUGAGGGCCUUGACGCCUCUGCGGUUCUCCAGGUGACCAUUGUGAACAUCAACGACGAGAGCCCGCGCUUUACCAGCCCAAGGAGAGCGUUUUUCAUCCCAGAGGAGCUGCGUCCAGGAACCAUAGUGGCCAACAUCACCGCAGAGGACCCGGACGAUGCAGGCUUCCCCGGCCACCUCCUCUACAGCAUCACCACCAUUAACAGCUACUUUGUGAUAGACCCGCUGACCGGGGCGAUCCAAGUGGCCCAGAGGCUAGACCGAGAUGCGGGCGAGCUACGGCAGAAUCCCACGAUCUCUCUGGAAGUUCUGGUGAAGGACAAACCCUCUGGGGGUCAUGAGAACCGUAUGCAGAUAACCUUCACUGUGGAAGACAUCAAUGACCACCCUGCUACAUGCAGGAAGCUCACCUUCAGCAUUAUGGUGAGUGAAAGAGCAGCCAACGGGACUUUGCUCCUGGACCUGAACAAGUUCUGCUUCGAUGGUGACAGCGAAGCCCCGAACAACAGACUCCACUUCUCCCCGCCAUCUGCAGUGGGGAGCAGCCGCCGAGUUUUACAGCUUCCAGCUGGCUCCGGGAGCGUCGUGUUGAUCGGUGAUCUAGAUUAUGAAAAUCCAAGUAAUCUAGCAGCCGGCAAUAAAUACACUGUGGUAAUCCAGGUGCAAGACGCUGCCCCUCCUUACUACAAAAACAACGUCUACGUGACUAUCCUGACAAUCCCGGAAAAUGAAUUUCCUCUCGUCUUUGAUAGACCUUCCUAUGUGUUUAAUGUGUCAGAAGUGAGUCCAGCUCGAACCCGGGUCGGUCAGGUCCGAGCGGCCGACGCAGACUUCCCCCAGAGCAGCGUGGUGUACUCCAUGUCCAGCGGCGGGGCCAGCCGCCAGCACCCAACCAUAUUUUGGAUUAAUCCCAAGACGGGGGAACUCCAGCUCGUAACGAAAGCAGACCAUGAGACCACCUCCUCGUACAAUCUCAGAAUCCAGGCCACCAAUGGCGAGGACACAAGCUCAGUCACCGUCACUGUGAACAUUGUUGGAGAAAAUGAUGAAAAGCCAAUAUGUUCCCCAGAUCAUUACUUCCUGGCCAUCCCGGUGGACCUGAGAGCCGGCACAAACAUUCAGAAUUUCAAGCUGACGUGUACCGACCUUGAUUCCAGCCCCACGUCCUUCCGCUACUCCAUCGGCGCAGGCAACAUCAACAGUCAUUUCACCUUUUCUCCCAAUGCCGGUUCCAAUGUCACCCGCCUGCUGCUGGCAUCCGGCUUCGACUACGCUGGUGGCCUUGAUACGAUCUGGGACUACAAGCUGCUUGUCUACAUAACUGAUGACAACUUGCUGUCUGGCAGGACGAAAGCGGAGGCUCUUGUUGAAACAGGGACUGUGACACUGAGUAUUAAAGUCAUUCCCCACCCAACCACCAUCAUCACCACAACUGCCCAGCCCAGGGUCACCUACCACAUCCUCAGGGAGAAUGUGUUCUCUGUGUCCGCCUGGUACGUGCCUUUCAUCAUCACCCUGGGCUCCGCCCUGCUUCUGGGUCUCCUGGGGUCCCUGAUGGUCCUGUUGGCUAAAGCUCUCCACAGACACUGCCACUGCAAGACCAGGAAAGACAAGCACCCCCGGGCAAAGGAAGUAGACUUGAAGAACGUGAAGGAAGACGUGGUGAUGGAGUCAAUCCAGGUGAACACUGUCUUUGAUGGAGAAGCCAUAGACCCAGUGACUGGAGAAAUAUAUGAAUUCAACUCAAAAACUGGAGCCAGGAAAUGGAAGACUCCAUUAACCCAACCUCCAAACUGGACAGAGCCCAGCUUCCAGCGCAGACGGACUGCUGAAGAAGGGACAGGGCCACCGCGGAGCACUGGGCGGGAAGGAGACUAG